AUGGACCAAGAGUUUUUCACCAGUUCCUCUGGCAUGGCAUCAUCCAGCUCAGCACUAGUCAGACAUCAACCUUCGUCUUCUAUACCAGCGUUCUGCUCAAGUUACGAAGAAAGUGCACCACAACGUAGUCCUCGUCAGGAGCCUGAAAACGUAUCUCAAGGCCCCGCGGCCCCGAUUAUCACAAGAAUCGAGAAUACACUCGAAAGUGUCGUUGAUGCUCUCAAAGACAAUCGUCGACUAGCCAUUCCGAUGCGAAGUCGCAGAACCGGCAACGAAAUAGAAGUGCUAUUUCCUACGGCGUCGUCCUCUGGAGCUCGGAGGUUCGCCGCGCUACUUCAGGUACUAUACCACUGCCACGAAGCUCUGGUCCACGGCACCGUCAUUACCAAAAGGUCUGUAUAUGCUUGUGCCCUCGUGUCCGUCUACCAACAGGGCUUCAAUGUCAUUGAUCAAGACCACAGACAUAUAUACUACCAGCAUCCUGACUUAUUUGGCACCCAAAGUUACGUCAAUCAACUCGUGGAUGAUGUUGCCUUCACCUUUGGAGUCAGUAGGGAUGCCCUGAACAUCGUUGCUGCCUCGAAAGGACUCGUCGCUGGUGGGCCAUUCGAUGUGCCUGGUCACCAUGGUGUCUCAGUACCUCACACCAGUACUCUAGAGGGCAUCGACAUACGUGAAAUACAAUGGAUCUUGAUCAUCGAGAAAGAAGCGACAUUUCGCAGCUUGGCAGCAGCGCGAUAUUUCGAGACUUCUGCUGCUGGACCUGGGUUACUCGUCACGGCCAAAGGAUAUCCGGACCUGGCCACUCGGCAGUUCCUACACUUCAUACACCAUCAACAUCAUUGUGCUUCAGUGCAUGCCUUGGUGGACUUCGACCCUGAUGGUAUUAGCAUCAUGCGCACGUAUAAGCGAGGUAGCCGCAGCUUGCAACAUGAAGAGAACGUCACCAUCCCCAGCUUAGUCUGGAUGGGUGUCAAGGUCUGCGAUAUUGCCUAUCAUAUAGACUGUGAACAGUCACUGUCGCAACCCCCACUACCGUCAAUCAUGGAGAAAGCCUCCAUUCCACGUGGGCGAGAAGCAAGCUCACAACUUAACCCACAAUAUGACAGAGACAUGCCGGCAUCAGGAUUGAUCCAUACCGUGGUUCCUCGCCUUACGACCACCGAUUACAAGACUAGCGCGCUUUCCAUGAACGACCGCUACAAGGCCGUUAACCUUUUAGCUACGCUGAACAACGAGGAGGACCUUGGAGCUGAAGAGUUGGACUUGAUUUGCGAGCUGCAGCUGAUGUUAAUGCUGAAUGUCAAGUUCGAGAUUCAGGCCAUUGGAGAAGAAGGACGGAUGAUAAAAUGGUUGGAUGAACGACUUGCGCCCGCUUCUAAUUUAGCUAUACUCGUUUGA
Truncatella angustata is the source of this 1401-nucleotide messenger RNA. Its product is annotated as Spo11/DNA topoisomerase VI subunit A. Gene Ontology annotation, cellular component: nuclear chromosome. The record is from RefSeq and is a predicted model, not a curated record. Gene Ontology annotation, biological process: reciprocal meiotic recombination; meiotic DNA double-strand break formation; meiotic DNA double-strand break processing. Lineage: Eukaryota; Fungi; Ascomycota; Sordariomycetes; Amphisphaeriales; Sporocadaceae. The transcript is spliced from 6 exons. Gene Ontology annotation, molecular function: DNA topoisomerase type II (double strand cut, ATP-hydrolyzing) activity; DNA binding; ATP binding. The coding region runs from base 1 to 1401 and encodes 466 amino acids.